This is a messenger RNA of Alexandromys fortis (reed vole), 2720 nucleotides long. RefSeq names its product muscleblind like splicing regulator 3 (gene Mbnl3). Gene Ontology annotation, biological process: regulation of RNA splicing. Lineage: Eukaryota; Metazoa; Chordata; Mammalia; Rodentia; Cricetidae. The record is from RefSeq and is a predicted model, not a curated record. The transcript has 10 exons. Gene Ontology annotation, molecular function: RNA binding; metal ion binding. Gene Ontology annotation, cellular component: nucleus. Bases 1009 to 2118 code for a protein of 369 amino acids.
GGGGGAGCCGGCGCGACUGGCCGAGUCACACAAAGACUCGAGUUCACGACGCAAGUGCGUCCUCCAGGAAGAGGGUGCCCCCAGUCGGUGCGCGGUCGGGAGCGCGAAAGUGCGCCCCUCCAGGAAGAAGGUGCCCCCGCUCCGAGCGCCACUUUUUAUUUUUUUGGCGCUCUCGGCGAGCGAGCCGCGAGGAGGCGGAAGACAGUCCCGGGCCGGCGCGGGAAUCGGGGCCAGCAGGCGCCUGAGUUGCUGCGCGUGUCGCCCUGCCGGCGAGCCGCCACUGCGGUCGCUCCCUCGUCCAGGUUCUGAAAAGUGCCUUUUCUGAAAACUCUGCUGCUUGGAUUCUACUCUAGAGCUCUCUUUCCAAGCUCUCUCCCAUACACCCUCCCCCACUCCCGCCCCUACAAAACUUGCUGUGCUUGUAGUUCACUGUCAGCAACUCGCCCGUUGAUUUUUUUUUCUCUCAUUCUCAGUGUUCUUAGUCAUUUUUCCUCCCCUUGAUUUUGCAAAACUAUUUUUUAGGUUGUAACAUCUUCCCGAUCUUAUUCUUUAGAGCAACGAAUUGGGGAGACAGACUUUUCUCCCUUGAUCUGAGACCAUUCCACACACUGAAGGGCAGCCAGCAACAUAUGCUUUUUGUAAGAAUAAUUGAAAACAUCAACUAGACAGCAUAGAAUUCUUUUGAAAGUCUGCCAGUUAUUUGAAGCAAAUUCAGUAAAGGAACAAAAUAUAGUACGCAAUAUCUUAACCUUAAUAGUUGCCUUCUUAGGACCUGGUCUCUAAUUUGAUUUUUGGUUAUUCUGAUGCAAAGUUGACUUAAGUAGCUUUUUGUGUUUGGCCAGAUUAGGUUUGCCUUCACUGAGAAGCUAAGUGCUAAACAAACACAUUCCAUCAAAGCAACCUGCUCUCACUCCGCAUUUGCUUCAGAUUCACUUAGACUCCUCAAACCAUCCACUGACAGGUUAUUGUCUGAAGGAGGGUGCACUUGAUUGCCAUUUUGCUUUCAAUAUGACAACUGUUAGUGUAGCUCUCACUCGAGAUACCAAGUGGCUGACUUUAGAAGUUUGUAGAGAAUUUCAGAGAGGAACUUGCUCUCGAGCUGAUACAGAGUGCAUGUUUGCCCAUCCGCCAAGAGUUUGCCAUGUCGAAAACGGCCGUGUGGUGGCCUGUUUUGAUUCUCUGAAGGGUCGGUGCACUCGAGACAACUGCAAGUACCUACACCCUCCACCCCAUUUAAAGUCGCAGCUGGAAAUUAAUGGGAGAAACAAUCUGAUUCAACAGAGGACUGUCGCAGCCAUGUUCGCCCAGCAGAUGCAGCUUAUGCUCCAGAAUGCUCAGAUGUCAUCUCUCGCAUCUUUUCCUAUGAAUCCAUCGCUUGCAGCUAAUCCUGCCAUGGCUUUCAAUCCUUACAUGCAUCAUCCUGGGAUGGGCCUGGUUCCUGCUGAUUUUUUACCAAAUACUCCAGUUCUGUUUCCUGGAAAUCCACCUCUUGCAUUGCCAGGAGUUCCUGCCCCAAAGCCAGCUCGUACAGAUAGACUGGAGGUUUGCCGUGAAUUUCAGCGUGGAAAUUGUACCCGUGGGGAGAGUGAGUGUCGCUAUGCUCACCCUACUGAUGUUUCUAUGAUUGAAGUGUCUGACAAUACUGUCACAAUCUGCAUGGAUUACAUUAAGGGCCGAUGCUCCCGGGAGAAAUGCAAGUACUUUCAUCCUCCUCCCCACUUGCAAGCCAAGCUCAAGGCGGCUCAUCACCAGAUGAACCAUUCAGCGGCUGCUGCAAUGGCCCUGCCACCUGGUGCACUGCAACUGAUACCAAAGAGGUCAGCCCUUGAUAAGGCCAAUGGUGCCACCCCGGUCUUUAAUCCCAAUGUUUUCCACUACCAACAGGCUCUGGCUAACAUGCAGAUUCCGCAGCCGGCAUUUAUCCCUACAGGGCCAAUACUGUGCAUGGCACCCGCUUCAACUUUUGUGCCCAUGAUGCACGGUGCUACACCUUCCACUGUGUCUGCAGCAGCAACACCUGCCACCAACGUUCCCUUCGUUCCAACAACUACAGGCAAUCAGAUGCCCCAGUUUUCAGUAGAUGAACUGAAUAGGAGCAUGUUUGUUUCUCAGAUGUAGAAGUUACCAGUAGAACAUUGAAAUUCUGAGCAGCAGAGUUACGGAGUAUCAGAAUGUCUCAGCAAGAAACUCCAUAUGGCCUUUCUAUAUGUAUUCUCGUAUGUCCUCUUCUACCAACACGACAAUAAGCAUGGUGCAGUCCAUAUAUUAAGCACAUACACCAGCUGAAAAUUGAAAAUAAAGCAUUCAAAAAUCUUUGGAGAUAUUAAAGUGAAUAGAAAAUUGGCCACUGUGUGUUACCUAGUAUGAAUUAUUAAUUGUAUAAGAGUUAGCAUAUAGAAUAUGACCAUAUAGCUUUGACAUUUAUUUGAAUUAUCAGCUCCGUAUUACAAGAGUUAGCCAUCUGAUAUGAUUAUCACGUUGAAGUUAACCAUAAAGUUUUCUAGUUUUUUUUCCCCAAAAUGAUUGAUGUUAAAUGAACUUGCAGAGUACUGUAAUAAGCUUACUGUACAUUCUUGGUGGAUAAAUUCUGUUGCUGAAGUGUUACCUUACUGUGUUGUUUACAGGAGAGACUAUUGGAUUGAUGUAGAAUGUAACUAAUAUAUCCAGUACUAUUUCCCCCAUUGAUAUAUUGUAUUAAAUUGGGUUCUAUUUGGCUUGUC